CAAAAUUAAGCUGACUGAGAGUCUCCGUUCAGUGUUCAUCACACCAGAAGAAAGGACAUAUUGAUUUCUGUCAGGUUACCCUUACCAAAGGCUGCAGGACAAUCAGUGACUCAGGAUGACCCAUCAGUCCCCAACGCUCUCCGAGGCGCAGAAGAGGGAGCUACAUGAGACUGCUCUGCGCAUAGUUACUCCAGGGAAGGGAAUUCUGGCUGCAGAUGAGUCUGUAGGCAGCAUUGCUAAGCGGCUGGCUCAGGUGGGAGUGGAGAACACGGAGGAGAACCGCAGACAGUACCGGCAGAUUCUCUUCAGCGCUGACGAUCGUGUCAGCGGCUGCAUUGGAGGAAUCAUCUUCUUCCAUGAGACCCUGUACCAGCACUCUGAUGCAGGCAUACCCUUUGUGAAAAUGAUCAAGGACAGGGGCAUCCUGGUUGGCAUCAAGGUGGACAAGGGUGUCGUACCCAUGGCAGGAACUUUUGGAGAAACCACUACACAGGGUCUAGAUGGAUUGUCAGAGCGCUGUGCACAAUAUAAAAAGGAUGGAGCUGUCUUUGCAAAGUGGCGCUGUGUACUUAAAGUUAGUGACACUAAUCCAUCAAAACUGGCUAUCGCAGAAAAUGCAAAUGUUCUUGCACGCUACUCCAGUAUCUGCCAGCAGCACGGCAUUGUGCCUAUCAUUGAGCCGGAGAUUUUGCCUGAUGGAGAUCAUGACCUAAAACGAAGCCAGUACAUCACUGAGAAGGUCCUGACUGCAGUGUACAAGGCUAUGUCUGAACACCAUGUAUACCUGGAAGGCAGUCUCCUAAAACCCAACAUGGUCACCUCUGGACACAGCUGCCCCACUAAGUACAGCCCAGAGGAGGUUGCAAUGGCAACUGUUACCGCCUUGCGUCGCACUGUCCCCCCAGCUGUCACAGGUGUAGCUUUUCUUUCAGGGGGUCAGAGUGAAGAAGAGGCUACUGUCCAUCUCAAUGCCAUUAACAACUGCCCUCUGGCCAAACCCUGGAUCCUAACGUUCUCUUUCGGCCGAGCACUGCAGGCGUCUGCACUGAGAGCCUGGAGGGGACAUAAAGAGAACGAGAAAGUUGCCACUGAGCAGUUCAUCAAGAAAGCCGAGGCGAACAGUCUGGCUUGUCAGGGGAAGUACACUGGUGGUGAUAAUAACUACAGUGAUGCUGGCCAGCGCAGCUAUGGUUCCUGUCAUGCAUACUGAGUAGCUUGAGUAGCCAUGUUAUUAUAAGUAUUGUGUUUUCUUUCAUUCCCAUAACAACUAUUGUAAUGUAGAUAAAAGGGUUGGUUACAAAAGUGGACACUCAUGAUGAUGUUACAUGUAAACAAGGGGCAGUGUGUUAUCUUGCCUUGACAAAUGAUGACAAUCAUAACGCAACCUUGGGUUCCUAGUGCAUGUAUUGAAUAAUGAGUGCUAGCUUUACCUCUUUACAUUGUGCUCUCACUGCUUGAAAAGGCAUUUAGAAAUGUGGCAUUAUGGCUGAAGAAUAAAGAGUCUGUGUACUUUAGUGUUGUUAGUGACCAUGCUCAGAAAUAUAUUACACCACAAUUAACUUAAAAAUAAUAUGCCUCUGCAGUCGAUAUAACAUUCACAAUCUUCACUUCAUGUAACUUAAAAUAAAAUGUGAUUGUGUGUGUGUAGUUAUUCUGAAUAGUUUUCUCUAAAUGUUGGAUAGAUAUUAAAGAAUUCAAACAA
Messenger RNA from Eleginops maclovinus (Patagonian blennie), 1702 nucleotides. RefSeq names its product aldolase C, fructose-bisphosphate, a (gene aldoca). The transcript has 9 exons. The coding region runs from base 116 to 1210 and encodes 364 amino acids. Gene Ontology annotation, biological process: fructose 1,6-bisphosphate metabolic process; glycolytic process. The record is from RefSeq and is a predicted model, not a curated record. Gene Ontology annotation, molecular function: fructose-bisphosphate aldolase activity. NCBI's taxonomy places the organism in Eukaryota, Metazoa, Chordata, Actinopteri, Perciformes, Eleginopidae. Gene Ontology annotation, cellular component: cytosol.